Messenger RNA from Symbiodinium sp. CCMP2456, 1350 nucleotides. NCBI's taxonomy places the organism in Eukaryota, Dinophyceae, Suessiales, Symbiodiniaceae. The record is from the annotation of a GenBank genome assembly.
AUGAAGCGGCCAGGGGGUGAGCUCAUGGGAAUGCCCGCCGCCAAAGCACCGCAGCAGCCUGUUGGCAUGUGCGUCAAGAUGCUGAUGUCGCCGAAGGAAGGAGCUGCCAUCAUCGGACCCUCUGGCUCUCACAGCAAGCAGAUCUCCGAGAUGACGGGAUCCAGGUUGCAUCUGAGCAGCAAGGGCGAGUACUACCCGGGCACUCAGCUGCAGGAGAUGUUCGUGAAGGGCCCUUCUGCAGACAGCGUCUCAAACUGCGUCCUGCAGGUGCUCAGUAAGCUUCAGGAGGAGACCGGCAGGAUCAGCGGAGGCGAGUUCGAGGUGGAGGAGGGCGGCGCUCGGGUCCACUUCGUCCUGCCUGUGCCGGCCAUCCGCGCACUCAUCGGCAAGUCCGGCGAAAACAUCAAGGAUCUUAGGAUGAACUCCGGCAUGAAAAUCCAUGUGGAGGACAUCGUCAUCGGCACCCAGGAGAUGGCGGAGCAGGUCGUUUCCUGCGCUGGGAACAUAGCAGGUCUCAAUACGGUCGUGCCUAUAAUGGUCGACAAGGUCAACGAAGCGGCGGUUCCACAGCCUUGGUUCCAGCGAUGGGCCUUCGACCAGAAGGCUUGCCCGAACGGCAAUGCGAACUUUGCGGGCUACGGGAAAGGGAAGGGAAAGGACAGCUACGGCAUGAGCGGCGGCUAUGGUGGUGGAUAUGGUGGGGGCAUGGGUGGAGGUUAUGGCGGAGGUGGCUACGGUGGUGGCAUGAGUUAUGGAGGCUACGGUGCGAAGGGCUGCAGCGGUGGCAAGUCCUUCGGCGGGAAGGCCGCUGGCUACGGCGGCAAGGGAUAUGGGGCCGUCGGGCCCGCGGCUGGUGCCAUCAGCUAUGCCGGUGCCGGCAAAGGUCAGAGCUAUGGCGCAGGCAAAGGAUUCGCCACUUCAGCGCACGUGGCAAACCCUGCGACUGGGGGUGGCGCGAGCGUGGAUAUGCUAUCAGCUGCCGUGUCGGCGGUCCCCGACCGGCUCGCGGAUCCCGCAGACAGAUCUCAGAUGCUCCAGUGCUCCUGCCCAUCGCACCUGGUCGCCGGUGUGGUGGGCAAAAAUGGCACAGGACUGCAGGAGAUCGGAGCUGCGACGGGCACGGACGUGGACGUGCGGGAUACGGAGGGUGUCUCACCCGACAAAGCUAUCAUCAUCAGCGGCGGCGCGAUCGGCUGCGUUUCUGCCUACCUGCAUGUGAUCUCCCGCAUGGCGACCCUGCAAGAGAUGAUGGGCUCCGGUGGCGGUGGCCUGAGCUUGGAAGAUGGGUCUGCCGGAGCUGGGGCGGAGCCAUACGAUCCGUCCCAGGCGGACACCUCCAAUUUCUUGUGA